AUGGUUCCACCUCUCCCACCCGAGAACAUCAGAGAAAUCUUUGAAUAUUUGCAGGAUGAUCUGGGUUCACUGUACUCUUGCAUGUUUGUAAACAGACAAUGGGCCCAAGUGGCCGUAGGGAUCUUGUGGAGGGACACAUUGAAAUUCCGUGAUCUGUGCGUUUCAAAUCAACACGUGUCAAUGAUACUUUCUACGUUAAUGUCUUGUCUACCAAAGGAAUCUAAAGAAAUUUUGAGGGAUCGAGGCAUAAAAAUAGUUUCAACGAAGCCUCCUCUUUUCGACUACGCUGGAAUGUGUCGAUACCUCGAGUUCACGCACAUCAAUGGCAUGAUAGAUCUGAUGGUGCCACCCAUAAAGUUAUCCGCUGGAAAUAAAAAAGGCAGCAAGAAGUUGAUAGCCGGAACAGUGGAUAAGUACACAAAGUAUCUUGUAAAACAAGAGAUAUACAAAAUGUUCAUGAGUCGAUGUCGAACCUUGAAGAGACUCGAGUACCGGGAUCGAGAUAUUCUGCUCCCGUGCUUCCGGAAUGUCGAGAAUUGUCUGUCAAAUCUAUGCGAACUGCAUUGCAACGCCACAUUGCUUCCUGGGACCUUUUAUCAGCUGUCGACGAUAUGUAAGAACCUUGCAAAGAUAAUUAUCGACGACUGUACCUCCGAUAAUGAGGGGUUGGCAACGCUGAUUAAAGUUCAAAAUAAUUUGAAAUCGGUGAAAAUAAUUGUCAAGGGUAAUGGCUUGUAUAAAGGAAAAUUGUUCGCUCCCAGUAGAUAUAACAGAUACGAUGUUAACUGUAGAUAUUCGAAAAUUGCCGAUGCUAUUUCUUCUCAGUCAAAAAAUUUAAUUCAUUUUCACAUCGGAGGAAAACUGUUGAAGGCCAUACCGCCCGAAAACAUAUCCACCCUAGUUAAUCUGCAAUCACUUGCCAUCACUUUUCACGAUGACAUCGAGAACAUUCUGACGUGCUCGACCUUCCCUAAACUGAGGGUCUUGGAUUUGAAGUUGUUGCCCUUGUUGGAAUACCUGAUUCGAUUUAUUGCAAGAACCGAAGGACAUCUCGAGGUCAUUCACUUUGAUAUUCCCUGCGUUUACCCAUUUUACCAAAUCCCCAUGUUCAAUCAAACGGUGGCAAAAUAUUGUCCGAAAGUAAGAUAUCUGAACACUUGGUUUUAUGGAGAAGAUGCAAAAGAAUUCAAACAAUUAUUAAUAUCGUGCCCGAACCUGGAAGCCAUAUCGAUAGCGACCUAUAGGUACGACGAUGAAACAUACGAGGCACACAUCAAUGAAUUCCUUGAAAUCUUGGAGGUACUAGAAAUCGAUUUAAAAUUGAGAUUGAAGCUCUGCAAAAUCGAAUUUUUUUAUUCUUGGGGAAUCGAUAUAGAUGUGUUGGAGGUUUUCUUGAGAAAGAGGAAAGAAAGAAACCAGGAUUUAGACAAGUCACUUCAACAGCCUCUGCUGUCAUUUUAUUUUCACCACUCGUUUCUCAAAUCCGACAUCGAUUUCUCGGAAUUUAUGGACUUGAAGUUUAAACAAUUUAAGAAAGAAGGUUUGAUCAAGGAUUUUGGAAUCAAGAAAUAUGAUGAUCUUCGAUGA
This is a messenger RNA of Acaulospora colombiana, 1587 nucleotides long. NCBI's taxonomy places the organism in Eukaryota, Fungi, Glomeromycota, Glomeromycetes, Diversisporales, Acaulosporaceae. The record is from the annotation of a GenBank genome assembly.